UCACAGGGAUUGACCAAUCACAAAACAGAUAGAAAAGUCGUCACAUCCGGUUUCAGACGCAUGCGAGGAAACGUGUUCUCUCCGCAGCUGAUUUAACUCGCAGGACUGAAGCUAUCUCAUGGCUAAAGACAAACGACAACCGAAGCCUCCAAAGAGGAAGACGUUGGCUCCAGCUGACAGAAAUGAUGUUUGUGACGGAAAUAAUAAAGUAAAGAGAGCCAAAAGGGAAAAGAUGGACGUAGAGGAGGCUCCAGUUCAACUUCCAGAAGACACCAUUGCGGCGGAGGAAAAACAAGAGAAUAAAGCAAAACAAAAAACACCUGAAGCCGAGACGACAGAGGAGGUUCCAUCUCCACCAAAUGAUCCAGGUGAGGAAGAGGACUUGAGCCCAGAGGAGAGGCGAGUUCUGGAGAGGAAGAUGAAAAAGAUCAGGAAAAAGGAGGAAAAGGCACAUCUGAGAGAACAGGGGAUUAUUCUACCUAAACCUAUAAUCAUUGCUCGGCCUUCCAAGGCUUCCAAGAUAGCCUUAGAUUACCUCACCUGCUGGGCUGAAAAUCGUGAAGGGUGGAAGUUCCAGAAAAUCCGACAGACGUGGUUACUCCAGCACAUGUUUGACUCUGAACAGGUUCCAGAUGAAAAGUUUUCUGUGAUGUUGGAGUAUAUAGAAGGCCUGCGCGGUGGAGCAAGAGAGACCACAGUCCAGAAGGCCUUAGUCUUGGUGGAAGAAUCAGGACAAGAGGAUCCAGAUGUCCAGAAGAGGGCGCAAAGAGCUCGAGACGUUAUCCAGAUGCUUGCUUGAGUUUUCACUAAAGACUGAUGAGAUUGUCCUGAUUUUCUCAGAAGCUUGGCCUUUUUUUAGUUUAUUUUAGUUAUGCUAAUAAUUUCACUGUCAAUAAUACAUAUUCAAUGUAAUGAAGUAUAGGUGUGUUUUUGGCCCAUUUCAGGGCUUUUCAACAUUCCAAAGGAAAUAAAUUGAGUCGUAGGUGUCUUUUUAAUUAAAUUACAAGGUUUUUUAUCAAAACAUUUUCUAAAUAAAUUAAAGACUAUUUUUAACAUAAUGUAU
This is a messenger RNA of Nerophis lumbriciformis (worm pipefish), 1063 nucleotides long. RefSeq names its product cholesin (gene chlsn). Lineage: Eukaryota; Metazoa; Chordata; Actinopteri; Syngnathiformes; Syngnathidae. The record is from RefSeq and is a predicted model, not a curated record.